UGUUCAGCCCUCCGGACUCCUUCUUCCUCCUCCUCCUCCUCCUCCUCCCGUGGCUUUCUGCCUGCUGAUGCUUACUGGAGGUGAAGCUGCGUUUCUCUUGCUUUCAUCCCGGUAAAUUCAUCCCGGAUCGACCUCAGUUUUUCCUCCUUUUUUAAAAUUUUUAUUUGCAUUUUUGACCUGCCAUCUCUGAUGACAGCUCAGGUGAUCAGUUGGUUACCAGACAAACCCUGAGUGAGACGGAGCGAUUCAGACCCAGAAGAGUCCACGGGAACACGGAGAGGGAAGCUGCAACUUCUCGGGAUCGUGUCCGCCGCUCGGAACUCAGAUUCUAUCGGAACCGGAGCGCCGUCUUCAUUUCAUCCAGACAUGGAUUUCCUGGACCUGCGGUUCUUCAACAGCUCCUUUUUCAACGAUAAUUUCACCGAUGACUUCAACAAGACAGAGACAGACGCCCUGCUGCCAGCGGGCUUCAGGGUCACCAUCGUGGUGGUCUACAUGAUUGUCUGCGUCUUCGGCCUGGUGGGGAAUUUCCUGGUCAUGUACGUCAUCAUCAGAUACACAAAGAUGAAAACAGCCACUAACAUCUACAUCUUUAACCUGGCCCUGGCCGACUCCCUGGCCCUGGCCACUCUGCCGUUUCAGGGCACCGAUGUUUUCCUGGGCUUUUGGCCUUUUGGAAACGCUCUCUGUAAGACUGUGGUGUCUUUCGACUACUACAACAUGUUCAUCAGCACCUUCACUCUGACGGUGAUGAGUAUGGACAGGUAUGUGGCCGUCUGCCACCCCGUCAAGGCGCUGGACAUGAGGACACCCCACAAGGCCAAGGUGGUGAAUGUCUGCGUGUGGGUGUUGGCCUCUGCCGUUGGUGUCCCAGUAAUGGUGAUGGGAAAUGUGGAGGUGGUGGGGGAGGACAACAGUACUGAGUGCAUUUUGGUUUUCAAUGAACCAAAGGAUCAGUGGGAACCUAUUUUUGGCACCUGCGUCUUCCUCUUCUCCUUCCUCAUCCCCAUGGCCAUCAUCAGCAUCUGCUACAGUCUGAUGGUAAAACGCCUUCGAAAUGUUCGCAUCCUGUCCGGCUCCAAGGAAAAGGAUCGCAACCUGCGGCGCAUCACCAGGAUGGUCCUGGUGGUGGUGGCGGCGUUUGUCGUCUGCUGGACGCCCAUCCACAUCUUGGUCCUGGCUCAGUCCCUGGGCUUCAUUCUGAGGAGCAUGUACGCCGUGGUCAUGUUUCAUUUCUGCAUCGCUCUGGGCUACAUCAACAGUGGUCUGAAUCCCGUGCUCUACGCUUUUCUGGACGAAAACUUCAAGCGCUGCUUCCGUGAGUUCUGUCAGCCGUCUCCGUUCCGCCUUGACACCCAGCAGUCAGGCAGAAUGAGGAGCAUCGCCAGGGAGGUGGCAGCGGCCUACAGCUACAAGGGCGGGGACGGCGGGAGGCCCGGUGCGGGAACGGCGAAUCCAGCAUGACUAGGCGUGGAGCUUCCUUUGGUGGGGGUCGUCCCCACGCAGAGGGGAGAGACUCAUGGGACAGGGAACUCCAACACAGAGCUAACUCAGAUCACGGCUCUCUAGCGGCACGAGCCCUCCCGCCCCCCAACUCGCAGACUGGCAUGGGGCGGGGGGGAGGGGGACGAGGAAGAUGAGUUUGAAAGGAAAAGAAUUUAGGAAAGGUGUUACGAACACAACAUCUACAGGCUCAGAGAGCCUAAAAAUACCAACUGCUUCGAUGGGACAACUGCUGGAUGUUGUUGGUUUGAGGUGCUUGAGAUGGACGGAGCUCAGCUGUUGCCCAAACUGAGCAAAGUUACACCUGGUGGUGCAUUUUAAACAAACCUUAAGACGUUCUGCUUAAGGAGUCAACUUUGAUCACAAAACCAGUGUCAGUAUCUUAAGGUUUUGGUUCUUAGCUCAAACCUUCAUGGGCACACACUAAAGGAGUCUGCUGCUCCUCCACAUAACUGCCAAACCUUCUGGUUAUAAACUCACAUUUUGAGAAAGCAUUUGAACAGCAGCAUUGGUAGCAGCUACGGACACCAAAUCUGUGAAACUAUCCAAGCACUGCUUUGGUUAUAGAGGAAAGUAAAACAGCAGCGGUUGAUGUGCAGAUCGGCUCUCUAGCAGUGAGAACCACAAACUGAAGGCUGCUAAAGAAAACUCUGGUCAAAAUGUGAAACGGAGUAUUCAUCACUACUGUGUGCUACAGCCUUCCAAGUUCAUGUUUGGUCUGAAGUACUUUCCAUCGUUAGUGUUGGAUGAAAGGCCUGCAGUGCUCUGCUGUCGUCAGCAGAAGGCCGUUGCUGUUAAGGUCUUACUAAGAGAGGUUUACGUUUUGUUAGGGCGUCCUGAGCUUUUAUCACACAGAUUUAUGACAUUGGAGUAAAUUAGAGGUUGGAUUAUAAAUGUGUUUUCCAAUGAAUUGGGUUAAUAUUAGAACAAAGUGAGGCUACUUAUUCUUGAACUGUUAGGUCACAUGAUUGCCAUUAGUCUUAUAAACCAAAUCUUUCAAGGUAUUUAGAAAAACAAAAGCCUUAGGAAUGUUGUUGUUUACCAAGUUUGAGAGUUUCUUUCAUUUUAUGACACAGCAGAGAAUAUAAAGUGCUUUGGGUGAAGGUUGGGUGGCCAGGUGUUGAUCUUACUGUGGACCUGCAUAGCUUUUAGAAAACUGAAGUUCUAAGGUUUACCUUGUGCCAUAUAGCAAUUGAUUUGGAACUGAUCCAUUGAAGUGGACAAAAUUUAGAGAAACAGCAACAAUCUGAAAAUUUGAUUUGCUAACCAUCCCAAAAACGUCCAACCAGUUGAUCCCCAAAUGACCCUGAAAACAUUUCAGCCAGAAAGAUAAAAAUGAGAUAGACUCUACGGCUGCAAUUUGGAAAAAAUUUCACAGUGUAUUAUUUUGUGUUUUCAAUGUUGAAGACAUAAAUUUUGAUAUCAAACAUUGCAAACAUUACCUGCUAUACUUCAGUCCAUGGAGACUGAUGUGGCCCUGGUCACCCUGAGGCAGAAAAUAAUCAACUAAAAGCAAAGACUGAGACUCAACUACAGAUUUGGGGUUGGAGCAAGGUUAUAAAUAGUUUUAUAUAUUUAUGUUAUUAUCCUCUAUGAAUCAGAAUAACUGACUGAGAUGAUUUUGCUGGGUCAAAUCUGAAUGGACUCAGAUUAUUACAGUGUCACAGGCAUGUGCUUUGCAAAUUAGAGCUGCAAUUGUGCAACAAACAAAUUAUAUUGUAUUCUGUUACCUGGAUUAAAAACAUGCUAUUUUUGUGGGGGAUUUUAUUUGACUAACCUGUUUUGUAAAUUAGAUGUAACAUUGGCUUCAGAAACAUGGCGACUUAUUUGGCAUCGGCAUAAAAUAGGAAUGGUCAGAAUCUACAAGCCAAAACCUUUAAGAAAAUUGUUUAUAUUAGUUUUUAAGAAAAUCCAGAAAUUUACAGCACAAGGAUUUUUUUUAUUAUGUUCAUCUUCAACUUUAUGACUAGAUAAGACAAAAAGAUUUUUUAAAAAGUUACACAAAGAGGAUGCUGGAAAAGCUUGGAUAAAGGAAUGUGUGGGAAUACAAAGGCUCAGGAAAUCCUGUUUCAACACCACUAGCAGGUUUAGAUCUCGUCCAGAUUCGCUCUGUGGCUGACGUGAGGCCGAGGCGUUUUAGACACACCAGGCCCACACAUGACACAGAAAAUACAAUCACAGAUUUAUUGAAACUAAUCAGUUCUGAUGAUCUAAGUUGCUUUAUUUUAUUUAUUUUUAAUUUUUUGAAGUGUAAAGCUGCUCAGGUCUGGGGUCGGGUUCUCGGAGUGUUUAAUGUGAACCCCAAUGCUGGAGUAGCAUUGACCCCAGGCAUCAUGAAGGGGUUGCAGGGUUCUGACCCCAUAUCAAGGGACAAAGGGGCUCUCUCUCUUUAUCUAUCUCUAUCUAUCUUCUUGGUGUAAUAAAGUGGAAAUCAGCCCUGAAACAUUGAUUUUAGAAGAUAUUCUCAUAAUUUUUGAUAGUUGCAGAAUGUUGUGACUGGAUGUUACUUUCUUAACUUAUAUUUUUGGGAACGUGUGACAUCACUCAUCUAUGACAACAGGGAAGAGUCACAGCAGACCCGGGACAGAUCAGAAGCUGCAUUUCCAUUAAUCAUGAAAUUGCACAAAUUGAAGUUAUAAAAAUAAAUUUGCUUCUUACAUGGAAACACACCAAUUUAGCAAAAACCCAUUUUUUUCGAUAAAAAGCUUUGGCGCUAGGAUGAAAACAGAUUUAUUUUGCAAAACAUCACAUGAGCCACGUGAUCAAAGUUGUGUGUCAUUCGAACGUGUUGAAAACAUAGAUCUGUAAAAUCGAUUGCAAUUUUCCCAAAACACUGCAUAUGUAGCCACCAGGAAGUAAUUUGUCGCUCCAUUUCCUGAAUAAGAUGCAGACAUCUCCUCUGAUUGGCUGAUGAUGAUGAUGAGCAUUAGCAUCAUGACUGAAUUCUGAAAAUAUUUACUGUUUACAUCUGUCACUGCCAUGACUUUUAAUGACUUAUCGUGUGAAUAAGCUUAUUCACAUUUGAUCUUAAUCUCAUUUCUUAUUUAAUAGAAACACAGCAAUUGUGAAUUUGUGUUUUUUUAACAUAAUAGACAAAGAUUUGCGCUCAUCUGUAAUGGAAACGCAGCUACUAUUGCAGGGAAACACAGAGACAAAACAGCCAUGCACACCAGACCAUAAGUAAGAGUUGAAUGCUUACAUGCAUCUUCAUUUGGGAAUGAUCUGCUGUUUGCAUGGAAAAGCCACACAGAGAACAUGCAGACUCUGCACAGAAAAGGCCAUUCUGAGACUGGAACUAGCGACUCGCUUGCUAAAGGCCGGAGCCACCAUGCUGUCUGAAUAACAAGCUUAAUGUGAACAUUGCUUUUGUUCCUGUGUUGCCUUUCCUCUUUUAAAAUAAAUUUAGCUUAACUUUCCUACAGAGUUUUAAGAGAUACACUCUUAAUUUGUGAGAAACUGCCUGUGGGUUAUUGCUGGAUCUGUAUUUGUAGUUUUGUUUAUUUGCACCCCUUUGUUGCUCUGUGUUUGAGGAUUUACCCAAGCAGAUGGAUGAAGACUGUUUCCUAAUUUUCAUCCUUUCUUUUACUGCAGUUUUACUGAAGUGGUUAAUGGUAGCUGUGGACUGUCCGAGCUUUAACAUGCUACAUGUGCUUUGUACGUCUUAGGGCUGGUAUCCCCUUUAAAAUCUUUGUCACUUCAUGUAAUUUCUGUAAGAGUGAAUUUCUGCAAGAUGUCUUUUUUUCUUCCAUUUUCCUUGACUGGCCUGUUGUCAUUAGAAUCAGAGGACUGCAAGCUGAGCUAUUUUCCUGUUGCACACAGUGAGAUUAUGGUUUGCGAGUAAUUCGGCUGUUUGUUAAAAAAAAAAUGUUCUGCUCUUUGCUGCAGACGAUUACCUUUUAUUUGAUUCCAUAAACGUACAUUGCCUUAAAUAUCAAGUGAGGUCUGUUAUUGAAGCUUGCUCUUUGGCUGGAUACAAUUUGUUCUAGUAUUUAAUGGUGCUUUGCAGCUACUUUAUAGCGGUCCUGACCCGUAUUCAUAAACCCUCAGAGAAUAGCAGGAGACUGGCCCAAAAAGAAAGACUUCGGCUUUGCUAAAAUCGAAUCUAAAGCACAUCCCAAUUUUAUUAACUAAAAACUUUAUCCUCAUACAGGAAAACUGCAGAGUCGCCAUGUCAUUGCCCUUUGUGGGUCACAGACAGUAAAAUCAGCCUUUCUGUUGAAUGAUCAUUUAAGUUAUUAAUGUGAAGAUCAAUAAAACUUGAUUUUUACGUAAGAACGUUAGACACGCUCUAUGGCUCCUGAUAUUUACAUUUGUUAAACAUUUUCUUGUUCUGCCUCCAGUUUUAUUCUACUUAACAUUGAUUGUUUACAGUGAAUAUUUUAAAUGCAGAAAGUUUUUGUUUUGUAAAUCAUAUUUGCUUUUAAAUCAUCAGGCCUGAAGAAACACUUCAGACUUUUCCUCUGAAUUGGGGUUCUACAAAGAGGUGAGGAGCAGGCAAUAUCCUACCCACAGUAGAUCGCUCUGUUAAGUUAGCUGUAAGUAAAAUGUAUUAAUAAAAAGGACCAGUUGCUGUAAAACAUUAAAAUACAACAAAAGAGAAACAAAAUACAUACUGAAAAAUGCAUAACAAGAAAAUGUGAAUAUGAGUUUUCUUGCUAACCGUUAGUCAGCGUGCAGUCAAGAUGAAAAUUAGGAUUAACUUAAUCUGCAAAAUGUUUAGAUUACAAAAAAUACUGUACAAAAAAGUUCUUUGAUAAUAAACUAUUUUAUUAUUUAAAUAAAAAUUGUAUAUCAAAAUCAUUUUUAAUUUUCUCAAAGUGUGAAAUAUUUAUUGGCAAUAAAGCAACAAUUUCUGAUCAGCUUCUUCCAUAUUUCCAUUGAUAUUUUUUAAUGAUGGGUUUAUGGACACCUAAACUUUUCAGUAAAAAGUUAUUGUUUUAUGGCCACUGGCUAGUUAAAUAACUGGUAGAAAAUCACUAAAGUGUGUUUAGAAGUGUUAAAAGAGCUUCUCCUAUUGUAGAUUGUUUUCCUGCCUAUAAAAUUGUUAGUGUCUGCUUACAUUUGACUCAAAUUUACCAAAGCUGGAGCGUCCAUGAUGAUAAAGUCUGUCUGUUAUGAGAGUUUUAUGAAUACCGGUCAUCUUUUUUUACAACCUAGACGAUUUUUUAGGAAAACUAGUCGGAGUAUCAAGAGUCCCUCUUUAUGAAGACGUGUCGCAUCGCCGCUGUGAGGCUCUUUGUGCUUAACUGUAACUGUUAAAACUAAAGAAGCAAUGAUAUUUUCUAAAAUCGUUUGGUGUGACUUCUUUGUAGCAGGUCAGUCUGAGUCGGCGGAAAUCCUCGUUUCCUGGGGAAGUAAGCAUCACCUGUCUGCCUCUUGACUCUGUAUAGACAUUUGAAAAGAACAUUCUCAAUGUAAACGAACCAUGACCUCAUCAUCCGUAUAAUAUACAUGAUAUUUCGCUUGUUGUUCUCGCUGUAAAACUGUCAGCAUCUGUAAUGAUUCGACAUUGUUAGCUCUUUGCGUCAGAAAGCAGGGAACUCGCUUUCGUUUGUUUACAUCCUACAGACCACAUGAAUGUCAAAAGAAAUCUUGUUUAAAAUCUAUUUCUAAACAAAUGUUGGUGUUAUUAUAAUAAUGAGUACCAAAAAAGAGUAUUUCCUAAGUGUUUCUGUUGUGUUCUUUCUUAUGCUCAGAAAGUGUCUGGUAUCUAUCAGUGCGUUUCUUGUGGACUGCAUUCUGCUCAGUGCCUGAGUCGUGAAUUCCCAAAGAUUGGAGAGAAUGCCUCUCAAAAGUAUUCACACUGCCUGAAAUUUUACGGAUUUUGUUACGUUACAGUCACAAAUGUCUGGAUUUAAUUGUGAAGUUGAAGGAAUUAAUUUCUAAUGUUUGGACAAAUAAAAAUCAAGGACAAAAUUGCAGAUUAAAACUUUUGUAAUCAAGACUGAAUGUUAACGUUCUGUUAUUUGUUGCAUCUGAAUAUGUGCAGAAUAAAUCGGUCACGGCUUCUAUUUUUUCCGAAUCUCAUGACUCUGGCACUGAGCUACAUAAAUUUACUUGUUGCUGUUUUCUGCAUACAGCAGAAUGAACAACUGUGCUAGCUGGCUUGUUAAACAUGCAGUAAGAGUUUUUUGCUGAAGCUUGAAUUUAAAUUGUAUAUUUUUCUUCGCUUAUGAAAUGAAUAAAUAAGUAA
Xiphophorus maculatus (southern platyfish) is the source of this 7696-nucleotide messenger RNA. It is a transcript of the gene oprl1, whose product is annotated as delta-type opioid receptor-like. The transcript has 6 exons. The record is from RefSeq and is a predicted model, not a curated record. Gene Ontology annotation, biological process: sensory perception of pain; neuropeptide signaling pathway. Bases 367 to 1464 code for a protein of 365 amino acids. NCBI's taxonomy places the organism in Eukaryota, Metazoa, Chordata, Actinopteri, Cyprinodontiformes, Poeciliidae. Gene Ontology annotation, cellular component: neuron projection; membrane. Gene Ontology annotation, molecular function: nociceptin receptor activity; neuropeptide binding.